UACAGCUAUAAAUUAGCAUGGCCUCCAACUCAAAAAAAGUGAUAUGUGAGAAUGGCUGUGCCAAAGCUACUAGAGUUGCUAAAAAAUUUGACCCUUUUCGCUCAACACCUAAGUCAAUUGUCACCAUUGACUUUGGAACAACUCAUUGUUCUGUAUCGUCUCUACUAGACGUCAAUGCAUGCCCCGACCCUUCUGUACUGGACCCAGUGCUUCUGAAUCUUGAUACUAAAUGUCGAAAAAGAGUGCCUUCUUGCAUUCUCUUUGACAAGUUUGGCGACAGAAAAGGUAUUGGAUACGAAGCGAGAGAAGAAUAUGCGACUCUUGGAAUGAGAGUGAGACCAGCAUAUGCUUUUUUUGAGCAUGUUAAGAAGGAAAUCCAAAGAAAAGAAGAUGUUGAUAGAAACCACAAGAUCCAAGCUAUGAAUGGAAAGCAGUACUUCCUCAUUGAUGUGAUUGCACACAUUUUGUGCCACCUAAAGGAGAUGAUCCUUGAAGAAAUUAAGGAUGAUGGAUUUCAUAGUAUAGAAGAUGUCGACUGGGUUGUUACUGUUCCUGCAAUCUGGAAAGCAAGAGGGAAAAGAAUGAUGCGGGAGGCUGGAUACAUGGCUGGCUUAUGUGAUCCUCAUGUGAAAAUGGGUAACCUGGAAGAAGCUACAGGACGAGUACAACCUCCACCAAAGGAAGAAUCUAAUCCCGAAAAACUAUCGCUUGCUCUUGAGCCAGAAUCUGCAGCAAUUUGGUGUAAGAAAAAGAUUGAUACCGCACAAAGAAAUGAUGUUGAAACCUAUCUGGUUGUGGAUUGUGGUGGUGGCACUGUGGACAUAGCUACCCAUGGAAUUAGCAAUGGUCAUGUUCAAGAAUUAGCACCUUCGGCAGGUAACAUGAGCGGCGGAACAACCAUCAAUGAAACGUUUCGACACUUUUUAAGUUGUUUUAUUGGUGAUCCGGGUUUCACUCGGUACUUCAGUGUACCUGAUCCUGUAAAAAGAUCAAAACGGGUGUCAGAUAUAAACAAAAUUGUGUACACAGCCUUUGAAGAGCAGAAAAUAAUUUUUGGCAAUCAAGAACGGAAAGAUAGUUUUGUUGUGGAGUUUACCUAUGCUUUCAUACAAGAUUUUGGCAAGCUGAUGGAAGGGAAGGCAGAAAGUCUUAACCACACAAAUGUCCAGAUCGAAGAAGAUGGGUCAAAAAUGAGAUUAUCUCGUUCAAAAAUGGUGGAGUUUUUCAAACCAACUAUUGAUGACAUUAGUAAACUGAUUUGUGACCACAUUCGUGCUAAAGGUUUGGCACCUACACUCGACAAAAUUUUUUGGAUUGGUGGAUUUGGCGGGUGCAGAUAUUUGAGAAGUCAACUUCAAGAAGCUAUCAACAAUCAGUUUCAUACUGAGCUCAAAAGAGAAUACGCAUGCAGUUGUCCAACUGAGCCGCAGUUAGCCAUAGUAAAAGGUGCACUGGCGUUUCGGUGUGAUCCUAGUGUGAUACAAAAACGAAAGGCUGAUGCUACGUACGGGAUAGCAUGCAGUAUGCCAUUUGUCAAAGGCAAGCAUCGACCAGACUACAGUGUAGAUGAUGAAGACAACCGUUCUAAAAAGUGGUGUAAAAACAUUUUUUCAACGUUUAUUGAGAGAGACGAGAGUAUCUGCACCAAUGAAGUUUUUGUAACUAAUUAUGUCCCACUUUCCAAAUCACAGAAGACAAUGACGUUAACUUUCUACAGUGCUCUACAUCCAAACGUGUGGUAUACGACUGAUCGUGGUGUUAAUCAACUAGCCAAAAUGGUUGUCAAUAUUGCUGGUUACGGUCGGGAUAGGGACGUCGAAGUAGUUUUCGAUGUUACACACACUGAGAUACAAGUGUGCGUUCGAGACAAGCUGAGCCAAAACGAGUAUAAGAUUGUUAUCGAUUUCUUGUUUUCAGAGUUGUAAACUGAAUACAAUGGCUACAGAACUUAAAACAUGCUUUUAUUAGAACAUAAUUUAUAGUUAUACCCAUAAUUAUAUAGAUCUCUAUUGUCCUGAGUUUGUACAAUGAUAAUGUUUUGCACCCUUCGUAAUAUUUAAA
Molecule: messenger RNA, 2061 nt
Organism: Halichondria panicea
Lineage: Eukaryota; Metazoa; Porifera; Demospongiae; Suberitida; Halichondriidae
Product: heat shock 70 kDa protein 12A-like
Exons: 3
Coding region: 18-1925 (635 amino acids)
Source: RefSeq, a predicted model, not a curated record